GUAGACCUUGAUGCCCAUUGCUUCCUGUAGAUCUCUCAUAAUUCAGUUAAUUGAACCUACUUGACUCAAUGGGAUGUGCAUUUUGAAAACGAGUGAUAUUUACGAGUGAAAUAAGCGAGAAAUUAGUCGCUGUAAAAGUCGGAUAUAUACACAAAAAUUUGAGACAUGAUUUUCCUUAUUUCUGGUGUGAUUGUAAUAUUGUAUUUGUUGAAUAAGUUACUGCCUUCUGCUACGUAUUGGAAGGAAAGAAAUAUUUUUUAUGUGAGUCCUUUUUAUAAGGCUUAUCAAACGUUUUUCGGGAAAGAGUCUUUCGCUGAAAUUGUGAGACAGAUUUAUGAGGAAUUUCCUGAUAAAAGAUACUUUGGAAGUUACCAAUUAUUCAACCCUUGUCUCGUUGUAAAAGAUGUGGAUCUCAUCAAGCAAAUCACCAUUAAAGACUUUGAUCACUUUACUGAUCAUGUGGACUUAAUGAAUACAGACCACGAUUCGUUAUUCAGUAAAAACCUCUUCUUUUUAAAAGGCAAGCAAUGGAGAGAAAUGAGAAAUACGCUGAGUCCAGCCUUCACAAGCUCCAAAAUGAAGGCCAUGUUCGUUCUAAUAUCUGAGGCCUCCAAAAAGUUCGUCCAACAUUUUGAGGCUAAAAACGACGAGAUCAUUGAAGUGGAGAUGAAAGAUGCAUACUCAAAGUUUACAACUGACGUCAUAGCUACAUGUGCCUUUGGUAUAAACUGUGACACCUUGGAAAACCCUGAAAAUGAGUUUUUCACGAUGGGGAAAGCAGUUAUAAGGUCCAAUUUCUGGAUGAUUAUCAAGGCUUUUUUGAGGACGAUUUUCCCAAGGGUUUUUGGAUUUUUCAGAAUACCAAUACUUCCCGUGGAAGUCACCAAUUUCUUCAAGAUGAUCAUUUCAGAUACAAUCAAAUCGAGAGAAAAAGAAGGCACGAUAAGACCUGACCUUAUUCAUCUUCUGAUGGAAGCUAGGAAAGGAAAACUGCAGCAAGAAACAUCUUCUCAAUCUACGGAAGACACUGGUUUUGCCACUGCUCAAGAAAUUAGGGAUUCGAAGCCAAAUUCCGACUUAGAAAUAACCGAUGAUUUGAUCACUGCCCAAGCUAUACUAUUUUUCUUAGCUGGUCUAGAAACCUCGUCGUCUCUGCUCAGUCUUCUAUCUUAUGAGCUAGCCAAGAAUCCAGACAUUCAGCAGAAACUCAUCAGUGAGGUUGAUGAUAAUCUGUCUUCUUCAGAAGAUUCUAUUUCUUAUGAAAAACUGGCCAAGAUGAAGUACUUAGAUCAGGUGGUUUCAGAAGCUUUGAGAAAAUGGACUCCUGGGUUUGUCUUGGAUAGGCUUUGUACUAAAGACUACUCUAUACCAACUGUUAAGGAAGAUGAAGUCCCCUUGACCAUUUCUAAGGGUUGUUAUAUCAAUAUACCAGUGAUUGGACUCCAUUAUAAUCCCCAAUUCUUUGAAAAUCCUGAAGUUUUUGAUCCUGAAAGGUUCAACGAUGAGAAUAAAAAGAAAAUUGCCCCAGGAACGUACAUUCCUUUUGGUUCAGGUCCUAGGAACUGCAUAGGUUCUCGUUUUGCUUUGCUCGAAAUCAAAGCAAUUAUAGUUUUUCUGCUCAAUAAGUUCGAGAUAAAGUUCAUAGAGAAGACUCCAGUUCCUUUGAAAUUGAAGCAGGGCUUUGGCUUGUUGAUAGAUGGUGGAGCCUGGUUAGGUUUGAAAAAAAGGUCUAAAACUUCUUAGAAAUACUUCGUGUUACAAAUAGAUAUUAGAAAUUAUAUUUUUUUAA
Messenger RNA from Harmonia axyridis, 1789 nucleotides. RefSeq names its product cytochrome P450 9e2-like. Gene Ontology annotation, molecular function: iron ion binding; heme binding; monooxygenase activity. The transcript is spliced from 4 exons. The record is from RefSeq and is a predicted model, not a curated record. Bases 166 to 1743 code for a protein of 525 amino acids. NCBI's taxonomy places the organism in Eukaryota, Metazoa, Arthropoda, Insecta, Coleoptera, Coccinellidae.